CAAAGUAAAACUUUGCAUUUAAUAAUUUCACAAAAAUCAUUUUUAUCGGAGUUAUUUUAAGUAAACGAACGUAGCGUGUCAAUGCGAAAAAGUUGCGAAAAGAGUGGAAAACUGUCCAUGAACAGUAGAAAUGGUCUAUAUAAUCUAUAAUCUAAAUACAGUUUUGAAAGUGCAGGCGAAUAAUAUUUGGACAGGUGCAUGACUGUAUUUGUGGAUAGGCGGUAAAGUUGAAUACAACAGUGUUUUGACUUUUGAAAUCAUAACUUACCGAUGGAUUUUGUAGGAUUCCUAGGACUUAGCAAAUAAAUUUUAAGUUAUCAUGCACACGAUUUUUGUAUGUUUUUCAUUGCGUUGAUUGAUUUUCCAGUUAGGUAGUAAAUAAUUUGUGGGUGUCCACGGCUGUAUAGGGAGGAUGUCCAACGACCAGGCUUGUGCUAUUGAAAAUGAGGACAAUUUAGAGGUGCACGUUGUUGCGCCCAAAAUUCAGAAAUAUUACCCCCCAGAUGUAGACUUGCUGAUUAUCCACGCGCGGGAGGUUCCUCGACAUCAGACAGUACCUGAUGCUUUUAUCUUUCACAAUUUUCCUGUUAAAAUUGUAAAUUUGUUUGGCACAGUCAUCGCGAAAAGAACUUUUGGGACAAUGCAGAGCUAUUGUGUUAGCGAUGAUUCAGGUGCAAUCUGGAUUAAUGUCCCUGAGAAAGUUCAUACUUUGUCGCAUCAUGAGACUGACACUAAGGUCCUGAACAGUCGCUUGGAAAAGCAGGCAGGCACUCUGAAAAAUGGCUCUGAAGAUGAUGCCAUGGUACACGGUGUGCUCGGGUCCCUCAUGAAGGAGGUGAACCAACUGAUGAGCAGAUCGUCCGAGCCGCUGCCACUGGGCACCGUGCUGAAGGUCCGAGGCUGGCUUCUGGACAGCAAUGGCUUCAGGAAAGUCAGAGCAAUCCAGCUGUCCUUCAUUGAUGACCCGCACAAAGAGGCAGAGAUGAUGGCUUACCUAGCAAGUCUGUAUCGUCAACUGUACGCGCCCAAAUAAUACUAUUCUAAUGCUGCAAUUAAAUACACAAAUAUGUAUUACCAGUUUUACUUUUUUGUUGGUUAUUGCACAGUGCAUGACAAGAAAAUGCCAAAUCUAAAUGUAAAAUAUGCUAACUUUAUGAAUAAACAAACAGGGUUCAUAAAAAAUAAAAUCUCUGGUUUCAAAAACUAAACUGACCUAAAAAAAAAAUUAUGAAAUAUAGUCUCCAUGUAUGUAGUACGUAAUACCAAACUUGUUAAUAUUAAGGGGUCACAUGUUCAAACAAACUUAAUGACCAACCAAAAUCCACAGGAAGAGAUUUAUUUGUCUUAUGUUCCAUUGUAAUGGCUCAGCAAUACGCUGAAUAGUAUAAUGAAUUUCGUGAAUAAAAGAAUUGUGAAAAUCAAAUCAA
This is a messenger RNA of Bacillus rossius redtenbacheri, 1427 nucleotides long. RefSeq lists its product as uncharacterized. Lineage: Eukaryota; Metazoa; Arthropoda; Insecta; Phasmatodea; Bacillidae. The record is from RefSeq and is a predicted model, not a curated record. The coding region runs from base 413 to 1033 and encodes 206 amino acids. The transcript is spliced from 5 exons.